This is a messenger RNA of Aspergillus saccharolyticus JOP 1030-1, 1160 nucleotides long. RefSeq names its product ankyrin repeat-containing protein ANK1. Gene Ontology annotation, molecular function: protein binding. The record is from RefSeq and is a predicted model, not a curated record. NCBI's taxonomy places the organism in Eukaryota, Fungi, Ascomycota, Eurotiomycetes, Eurotiales, Aspergillaceae. Bases 220 to 735 code for a protein of 171 amino acids. The transcript has 4 exons.
CAUACACUCAUCGAAUCACAACUGAGCUCCCAUUCACUGAUCGGAAUUCUGUUCCUGACACCGCCUCCUGACUACUUCGCGGCUUCUCCGGCGACAUAUACAAGACAACUCCUCAGGGCAACAACUUCCCUUGAAUUCUGUUGACCAGAUCUUGCUUGCGCUUCAUCGCCUUUCUCUCAAUCUCAUAAUCAAUCUCAUAUCAAUACGCACGAAUAUAUAAUGGCGGACGAAGGCGCUUCCCCGCGUGAAUUGGUCGUGGAGGCUUGUCGGCGCGACCAGCCUCACCUGAUAGAACAGGUGCUAGAUGGCAUGAAUGACAAGUCGAAUGAAGAGGUGGCCGAGUUCUUCAAUGGGGUGACGGAUUCUAUGGGAAACCAUGCUCUUCACAUCUGUGCCUCAUACGGAAGCUAUGAUACGAUGGACGCCCUCUUUGACAUCCAAUACUUCGAAUGUGACCCCCUGACCCGCCUCGACAAAGAUACGCCGCUUCACGUCGCAGUCCGCUAUGCCAACGAGAAGGACGCCAAGCUGGGGCUGGAGAUGAUCAGGAUGAUGUGCGAUGCCGGCUGCGAUCCCCGGGUCCGGAAUAAGCACGGCCAGAAGCCCACGGACCUCGUUUACAACAACCCCGAGAUCAAGUCGGUCCUGCAGCAAGCAGAGUACGUGAUGGCUGAGGGGCUCCGGGAGGAUGCGGAUAACGGCUCCGUGCACGACAGCGCUAGCGACAGCGAGUAAAUAUGCAACAGCGAAACGCCCAACUUUUAUAGCGGUUUCCUUAAUCAUUAUAGAUAUAUGCGAGCGAUGAUCGGUUUUUGAGUUUCGGGAUGCUUGGAAAUGCAUAGAUCGUGCCACUGCAUGACGGACUGCAGGGUUGAUUUUGUGUGACGUGCAGGCAGUGAGUGCCGGUGCAGUCUUGAAGUCUGCAUCUUAUUAUGCAGAAGCUUGAUUUGGCCUUAAAAUGAGGGUACACAAUAGCAGCAAUUCCACAUCAACUUUUCAGACAUAUGACAUAAACUAGGGUAUCGUUCAGAUGCAGGAUUAGGAGGAAAUGAGAACGCAGAACAACAAUCCGUCAGACAUAGUGCAGAAUCAGUCGCUCUCUUCCGGGCCAGACUCCGAUCGUCCACGCCGUCGGGUUGACCGUCUUCUCUCGACUCGCU